CACUCUUAUCAGCAUACGUUAUUUUUUACAUCACAUAUGUCCAGUCCCCUGCUUCGAGGAACUCUUCAGGCUUACUCUAUGUUGUCAGUCACUGCUCUCUCCACCUUUUGUCAUUUCCAACAGUCGCUCGAUUCUUCAGUCCUAAGCCUUAACCAACACUAUGCCUCAUGCCACUGCCAUCACCACCCUCAAUAUGUUUUGCCCUACUCAACCCACUUCUCGCCUCUCCUCCUCGUUUUUAACCCCUUGUAAUGCCAACAAUCUGAGUCUUUUCUCGCACAAGUCUCUGUUGCGUCUAAACAAGAAUAAUGCUAAUAAAUGGAGAUUUUCCAUGUUUAUCAGUGCAAAACCUGUCCUGAAAGAUGGGACUCUCAGUUUCAAUGGCAAGCGCAUGUUGACAGAAGUUCCUGACAAUAUCUUCGUCACGCCAUUGACGGAUUCAUCUGCUUACCUUGGGGCUACUUCCUUGGAGACCAGUUCUCGACAUGUUUUCAGGCUUGGAGAUGUUCGGAAUGUGAGGUUAUUGUGUCUGUUUAGAUUUAAAAUGUGGUGGAUGAUACCUAGAGUGGGUGAUUCAGGAAGGGAUAUUCCCAUUGAAACUCAGAUAUUGCUCAUGGAAGUGACUAAAGCCUCACCUGACGAUUCUCCUUCAUAUAUCGUUUUCUUGCCUGUGCUAGAUGGUGAUUUUAGGAGCAGCUUACAGGGAAAUUCAUCUGAUGAACUUGAGAUCUGUGUCGAAAGUGGUGACCCUGCUAUAGUUUCUUCAGAAUGCCUAAAAGCAGUUUUUGUGAAUCAUGGAAACCAUCCAUUUGACCUGAUGAAGGAAUCCAUGAAGAUUUUGGAGGAGCAGACUGGAACCUUUACAGUCCGCGAAUCAAAGCAGAUGCCUGGAAUGUUGGAUUGUUUUGGCUGGUGCACCUGGGAUGCCUUUUACCAUGACGUAAAUCCUCAAGGAAUAAAAGAUGGUCUAAGAAGCUUGUCAGAGGGUGGCACUCCAGCAAAGUUUCUGAUAAUAGAUGAUGGUUGGCAAAACACAAGUAAUGAGUUCCAAAAGGAAGGGGAGCCAUUUAUUGAAGGUUCACAGUUCGGCGGCAGAUUGCUUAGUAUUAAAGAAAACCAUAAAUUUCGGAAAACCAGUGAAGCUCUGAGUGAUGCUCCAAAUGAUCUUAAGCAUUUUGUUUCAGAUCUCAAGAGCACUUUUGGCCUUAAGUAUGUAUAUGUAUGGCAUGCCUUAAUGGGAUACUGGGGAGGGCUUGCUCCUAAUGCAGAAGGAACUGAAAAAUAUAAUCCGAAAUUGACAUACCCAGUGCAGUCACCAGGGAACUUGGCAAAUAUGAGCGACAUCUCUCUGGAUUGUAUGGAGAAGUAUGGUGUUGGCACAAUUGAUCCUGAAAGAAUAUCUCAAUUUUAUGAUGAUCUACACAGUUAUCUUGUUUCGCAAAAUGUGGAUGGAGUUAAGGUUGAUGUUCAGAACAUACUUGAAACUAUUGCAGCUGGUUUGGGAGGUCGAGUCUCUCUCACCAGACAAUUCCAACAGGCUCUUGAGGAGUCCAUAGCUGCUAACUUCAAAGACAACAGCAUUAUCUGCUGCAUGGGCCAGAGCACAGACUCCAUUUACCAUGCAAAACAAAGUGCUAUAACACGAGCAUCUGAUGAUUACUAUCCAAAAAAUCCAGCGACACAGACACUGCACAUAGCAGCUGUGGCUUAUAACAGCAUAUUCCUUGGUGAAAUGGUAGUCCCUGAUUGGGAUAUGUUCUAUAGCCUUCAUGAUGCAGCUGAAUUUCAUGCUAUAGCUAGAGCUGUGGGAGGGUGUGGAGUCUAUGUUAGUGAUAAGCCUGGUCACCAUGAUUUCAACAUACUGAAGAAGCUAGUACUUCCUGAUGGAUCAGUGCUUAGAGCUAAAUAUCCAGGAAGACCAACACGGGAUUGUUUAUUCAGCGACCCAGUUAUGGAUGGAAGAAGUCUUAUGAAGAUCUGGAACUUGAACAAAUGUACUGGGGUACUUGGUGCGUUCAAUUGCCAAGGAGCAGGCAGCUGGCCUUGCAUGGAAAACACACAACAGAAACUAGUAAGUGAAGAAAUAUGCGGACAGGUAUCUCCUGCUGAUGUCGAGUAUUUAGAAGAGGUCUCUGGGAAACUGUGGACUGGAGAUUGUGCUAUUUAUUCUUUCAAUAAGGGAUCAUUGUGUCGAUUACAGAAGGAAGCAGCAUUCGAUGUCAGAUUAAAAACUCUGGAAUGUGAUGUCUUUACCAUAUCACCCAUCAAGGUUUAUCAUCAGAAGAUUGAGUUUGCAGCCAUGGGAUUAGUAAACAUGUACAACUCUGGUGGAGCUGUUGAGGCAGUUGAGCAGUGUGAUGGCGGCAGAAUAACCAUCAGGGGGAGAGGGGAAGGUAGUGUGGGAGCAUACUCGAGUAGGGAGCCAAAACAUUGCUUGGUAAAUUCAGAAGAGGCAGGAUUUGUAUUCAGAGAAGAGGACAAUCUUCUGACAGUAACAGUUGCCCCUGGAACCGGCAAUUGGGAAGUUCACAUUUGUUAUUGAGAUUAUUGAAGCAGUAUGCUGUCUGCCUCGUCUCAUGUGGGCUGGCCUCAAAUUAUGGGGAAUCUUUCACUAUUAAACAUACAUAUUUUAUAAGUGAUAUCAGGUUUUCUGAGUUACGUUAUCUAAAUAAAUCAAGCCCUUCGGUUCUUAGUUAAAA
Messenger RNA from Ricinus communis (castor bean), 2699 nucleotides. Its product is annotated as probable galactinol--sucrose galactosyltransferase 2. The coding region runs from base 161 to 2542 and encodes 793 amino acids. The transcript has 14 exons. The record is from RefSeq and is a predicted model, not a curated record. NCBI's taxonomy places the organism in Eukaryota, Viridiplantae, Streptophyta, Magnoliopsida, Malpighiales, Euphorbiaceae.